GUCCCGCACUGACGCCUUCGCAGCAGGGAUGGAGGUGAUGGACAGCUGCAAGUUCUCCCCGUCCGAGCUCUUCUACGACAGCUCCUGCCUCUCCUCCCCGGAGGUCGAGUUCCCCGAGGAUUUUGAGCCCAGGGACCUGCCCCCCUUCGGCGCCCACGAACGCCCCGAGCCCGCCUGCUCCGAGGAAGAGGAGCAUGUCCGAGCUCCCACUGGCCACCACCAGGCCGGUCACUGCCUCAUGUGGGCUUGCAAAGCCUGCAAAAGAAAAUCCACCACGAUGGACCGGCGGAAGGCGGCCACCAUGAGGGAGAGGAGGAGGCUGAAGAAAGUGAACCAGGCUUUUGAGACCCUGAAGAGAUGCACCACUGCCAACCCCAACCAGAGACUCCCCAAAGUAGAGAUCCUGAGAAACGCCAUCAGAUACAUCGAGAGCCUCCAGGAGCUCUUGAGGGAACAGGUAGAAAACUACUAUCACCUGCCGGGACAGAGCUGCUCCGAACCGACCAGCCCCACUUCCAGCUGCUCCGAUGGGAUGGCCGACUGCGGCAGUCCCAUCUGGUCGGCGAGAGGCAGCAGCUUCGACGCGGUCUACUGCUCCGAGAUGGCCCACGCGUACGCCGCCGAUCAGAGCAGCUCCCUGUCCAGCCUGGACUGCCUCUCCAGCAUCGUGGACCGUCUCUCCCCGGGGGAGGAACCAGGGCUGCCCCUCCGCGACGCCGACUCUCUCUCGCCCAGCGCCAGCAUCGACUCGGGGCCGGGGACGCCCGGGACGCCGCCGCCCCGACGGACCUACCAGGCGCUAUGAGGAGCCAGAAGGGCCGGCACCCCGCGCCUGCUGCCGCAGCCGGGGCUACUGCCCG
This is a messenger RNA of Neopelma chrysocephalum (saffron-crested tyrant-manakin), 860 nucleotides long. It is a transcript of the gene MYF5, whose product is annotated as myogenic factor 5. The coding region runs from base 29 to 805 and encodes 258 amino acids. Gene Ontology annotation, molecular function: RNA polymerase II cis-regulatory region sequence-specific DNA binding; DNA-binding transcription factor activity, RNA polymerase II-specific; protein dimerization activity. The transcript is spliced from 3 exons. The record is from RefSeq and is a predicted model, not a curated record. Lineage: Eukaryota; Metazoa; Chordata; Aves; Passeriformes; Pipridae. Gene Ontology annotation, biological process: positive regulation of myoblast differentiation; regulation of transcription by RNA polymerase II; muscle organ development.